This is a messenger RNA of Fundulus heteroclitus (mummichog), 879 nucleotides long. It is a transcript of the gene plaat1, whose product is annotated as phospholipase A and acyltransferase 1. The coding region runs from base 269 to 805 and encodes 178 amino acids. Gene Ontology annotation, biological process: N-acylphosphatidylethanolamine metabolic process. Lineage: Eukaryota; Metazoa; Chordata; Actinopteri; Cyprinodontiformes; Fundulidae. The transcript has 5 exons. The record is from RefSeq and is a predicted model, not a curated record. Gene Ontology annotation, cellular component: cytoplasm. Gene Ontology annotation, molecular function: glycerophospholipid phospholipase A1 activity; A2-type glycerophospholipase activity.
AGAAAAGCGCUUAGCAACGGAGGCAGAAACCAUAAUCAUUCAGAACUGUGAACACUGAACGAGGUCCAGGAGAAACCUUCAAAGUCUAGUUUGGCUUUCCGAUAACUCAGCGAGCGCUUCUCAUCCUGAAAACUUUGCAUCAUUUUUUAUAAAUUUUUACCUGGUAUUUUUUUUUUCUUGCGGUUUCGUGUGGAUUUAAGAUGGAGAAUUAAAAUGGUGAGGAAGAAAAAACUGCUGGUGUUUGAAAUUUGUGGAAGCAUGAUGUGGGAUGGAUAAACAACGACCAAACUCUGCUAUGGCCUCUAAUGACCCUGAGCCUUCUGACCUCUCUGGUGACCCUCAGCCCGGUGACCUCAUUGAGAUCUUUCGACCAGCCUAUCAGCACUGGGCUCUCUACCUGGGAGAUGGUUACAUCAUCAACUUAACUCCUGUUGAUGAGAGCCAGGCAGCCGCCAUGUCCAGCGUCAAGUCUGUGUUCAGCAGGAAGGCCGUGGUGCGCAUGCAGCUGCUGAAGGAGGUGGUGGGGAACGAUUCGUACCGCGUCAACAACAAAUACGAUGACAACCACACGCCUCUGCCUGUCUGUGAGAUCAUCCAGCGAGCUCAAGUCCUUAUCGACCAGGAGGUGUCCUAUGACCUGCUGGGGAGCAACUGUGAACACUUUGUGACCCUUCUGCGCUACGGGGAAGGGGUUUCUGAGCAGGCUUCACGGGCCAUUGGGGCCAUCAGUCUGGUGACGGCAGCAGCCAGUGCCUUCUCUGUCCUGGGACUGAUCAACCCACGGUCCAGAAACAGGCCUUUCUGAACAUUGAUCUGCACUGCAGGCUGCUGUCCCCCAACGUUCAUGCAGCUGUAAUAAAAGAAUGUGAAUGAAAAAAA